AUGCCGAGUACGAAGUGCGCACGGACCCCAUUAUAUGCACACUUUUACUCACACAUACAAUUGGAAGAUCCCAGCAAUGAUAAUCUUUCUGAAGAACAACCUGGGAGUAGCACCAAUGAUCAAAAGAAGGAGUGGUAUCCAUAUAAAUCAAAAUUGGUACUGAACACAGACUGGGGAAAUCCUCUCACUAGACCUCACAUUCAUGUGUAUCCCAAAAGGUCUGAUGGUAUUGUCAGUGAGGUCUGGCAUGGUAAAAAGUGGAACUCAGAAAUGGAUCUCGAUGCCCUCAGCCCAAUGUGGGAUGCGGGGCAAGGUCGCCACUUUUAUGUUCAAGAACUGGCGCGUCUGUCCAGCAGAGAGUAUGUGAUCCCGGUUCGGUGGUUCACCAAAUGUGGAGUAGUACAUGCAGAUGCUUUCAAAGUUGAGAUCACUGAGAGUUGCAGCUUAAUCUAUUUGAUCUAUGUGCAAAAGGACUGGUUCCUGACUUAUGGGAUGAGUAUGCUACCACAAAGGGAUAUCCUCAAGGCAUGCCCAAUCCAAUUCGAGACUUGGGAUUUCAAGAAAGUCUUGGAGUCUACUCACAACAAUCCCAUCAAGGUUAUGGAUGCUUCUACUAAGCAGGUAGCACAAAUUCGUUUGUUUGGUAACAGCAAGCCAUUGGAUAACCCUAUGCAGAGCUGCCAAUUCAAGACAGUUAUACAAACUGCUGUCUUCCAUGUAUAUGAUCUUGUUGGCCCCUUCGAGUUUCGCAUUUGGAAGUCUGUCGGUGACCUAGCAGUGCUGGUAUGGUUUCCCGAGAUAUUCAAUCUCACUGAAUACAUUGGUGACUUGAAGAUAGCAGUCGGUAAUGUGCUUGAUGUAUUCUCAGAGCAAGAUCCAUCAAAAAUAACAAAAAAAAUCAAACUUCACUUACUCAACCACACGGAUGAGGACAUCAAACGCUUUGGCCCACUCAUCAGGAAGGUUUCAAACAGCAUGUCACUAGUGGUUGGUGGCACAACAAUAAUCUCGGCUGGGUUCAAGCAGGACCUGGAAGUGAUAGUCAUUGGUCAGGUCAAUGAGAUUCUCAUGCAAGCAGGAGAACAAGAGCCCCUUGUGGUUCUAGAUGUUUUUGAAAUAUCAAAGAAGCAGCAUGAAAUAUUUACUAUGCCAUUUGUUGAAUGUAGGCAGGGGGAGAUGUUAUUACUUAUUGUCAAGGCCUCGGGACACCAGCCGAGUCCGUUAGGGCAUUACAUCCGGGGACAGAAGGCUUCAACAUGUGGUUUCUGGGUGGACGACAUACUUAUUCCUGCUAAUAAACGUAAUGAGGCUACACAAAGGCACGGCCAAGCAGCACCACAUGUGGCGGCUAUGCGUGUUGGCAGAUCUGGCUGCCACCCGAGCACCAAUUGGCGGUGUAGGCACUUGAGUGGUGCACGUGACACAUGGUUGGUUCUCCUCGCUACACCGCCAAUUGGCGCUCAGCUGGCCACGAUCUGGACCCAAAAUAUGGAGCCCAUCCCAACACCACAUCUAUAUCGGGUCACAGCCAGAUCAGAUCCAGAUGGCGGCGAUGUCUGGCCACCACAUCUUCCCCAGACAAUAAUUGCAUUCAUUGCACUGGCAGGCAUCAUGGUCAUGGACCUGAGAUCAUCCCGAUGGCUGAGGGGUGUGUGGUUAAUAGCAGGAGGCCAGAGAUACUCAGUCUUCACACAACAUAACUACUUUGCGUGUCCAGUUCAUUUCUUCGUGAAUACGCCUGUUGAUAAUCUGGAAAACCUCGAGAACCCUGCCGAUCCUGACUGUGAUGGACCUGAAAGCGCGAGCUCUCGUGGUUCACAGCCCAUAUAUAGCAUCCUCAAAAGCAGGGUUGUACAGGCAGUUGGCGACAGCGCUGCUGGCCCGGGGCCGCUAAAAGGAACUAAUGUAUAUAUCGUAUAUCUUAUUGCUGUCGACCAUGGGCAUCACUACCGAGAUUUGAAAUGA
Molecule: messenger RNA, 1965 nt
Organism: Postia placenta MAD-698-R-SB12
Lineage: Eukaryota; Fungi; Basidiomycota; Agaricomycetes; Polyporales; Adustoporiaceae
Exons: 20
Coding region: 1-1965 (654 amino acids)
Source: RefSeq, a predicted model, not a curated record